CUUAUUCUCAAUGUGGUGGCUUGAACCUAAUCAGCUUUACUGCUCCUCUUAGCAACCUCAAUUGUUCCUCGAGCCAUUUCGUACUAUCAUACAACAAAACCUUCACUUCCUUUCCUUCUCUAGUUGAUUAUGGCGGAAACAUGUAAAUGUGCUCUAUUUAUUCUUGCACUUAUUACUUGCUUUCAAAUUCUGUUCACUGAAGGCAGGCCAAUCAAGUCAACGAAUAAGCAGGAACUUGUUUCCAUUGGAAAGGACUCCAUAGAAGAUGUGGCCAAGCAGGGUUUGAAUACCAAAUCACACUACAGCAAUGCAAAGAACCAGAAAGUUUCUCUACCUGCACCCCCAAUUACUCACAAUCCUAGUGUUCACCAUUCCAAGGCAGGCAGAAAAGAAAUGCCCCAUCCUGCAGUCCCAAGCUUCGGCAAUUCUGCUGCUGUUUAUAAGGAUGAUUUUCGGCCAACAACACCGGGCGUUAGUCCUGGUGUUGGGCAUCCAAAGACAAUAGGGACUAACUCCAACAAUGAACAUUCUCUCACUGAUUUCAAAGAUGAUUUCCAGCCCACAACACCAGGUCACAGUCCUGGGGCUGGCCAUGCUCUUGCCAAUGAUGAUGACAAUGAGGAAGUUUCUCCAAAGGCACCUGGCCCUAGUAUCGAACGUUCUGGUACAGCAUUCAAACCCACAACACCAGGUCACAGUCCUGGGGCUGGCCAUGCUCUUGCCAAUGAUGAUGACAAUGAGGAAGUUUCUCCAAAGGCACCUGGCUCUGGUAUCGAACGUUCUGGUACAGCAUUCAAACCCACAACACCAGGUCACAGUCCUGGGGCUGGCCAUGCUGUUGCCAAUGAUGAUGACAAUGAGGAAGCUUCUCCAAAGGCACCUGGCUCUGGUAUCGAACGUUCUGGUACAGCAUUCAAACCCACAACACCAGGCCACAGUCCUGGGAUUGGCCAUCUUUUUUCUGAGAAUGACAGUGAAGAUCCUGAUACUAGCUCCAGUUCUGGAGAUUCUGUCACAGCAUCCAAACCAAAGACAACUGGUAACAGCCGUGGUAUUAGCCAUACGUUAUCAGCAGAUAAGAAUGAAAUUACUGCCUCAAAGGCUUCCAGCAUUGAACAUUCAGUCACAGGAGUCGCAGAUGAUUUCCGACCUACAGUACCAGGUCACAGCCCUGGGAUUGGUCAUGUUCUUCAAAACACGAACGAAGAACGGAAAGCAUAGAACAUGGAAUGUUGAUGUCAUAGACGAAUGGGUGGGUGCUCAUAUUAAGGAACAAACAAAAAGAGCAUGGACAUAUAUAGAUUGCAUAAGAAGCAUUAUUAUUUGGUAACUAUAACGUGUAAAUGCCCGAGUCAGCUAGGUGAUUUCCAUUAAUCCUGUUCAUAUGAUCAUUAAAUUCCUAGCUUAAUUAGUCCUUUAAUUCAAUAGUCUCUGCAUAACAGUAUCUAGCUAUGGCUGAAUGUAUAGAGUACUAUAGCCAAUAACUCUCUGUGUGUGUGUGUGUGUGUGUGUGUGUGUAGCGCCAUUGUACAUCCAAAUUGCAGGAAAUAUAAGUCUUUGAAUUUGCUUAA
Molecule: messenger RNA, 1571 nt
Organism: Populus nigra (black poplar)
Lineage: Eukaryota; Viridiplantae; Streptophyta; Magnoliopsida; Malpighiales; Salicaceae
Product: precursor of CEP9-like
Exons: 1
Coding region: 130-1221 (363 amino acids)
Biological process (GO): root development; nitrate import; regulation of root development
Cellular component (GO): extracellular region
Molecular function (GO): hormone activity
Source: RefSeq, a predicted model, not a curated record